UCUCUCACCCCAUUCCGUACCGGCAGUCCAGCCGAACCGAGAAACGAGAGGUGGAGAACGAAACCGCAGAGCUGAGGUCUGAUUCUGGGUCAAACCAGAUCAGAUUAAUUCAAUUUUGAUGCAAUGCCAGUAUUCGAAAGCAAGUAAUAAAACAAAAAAAAAAAAUCUGGCUUUUCUCCGUCUUUGACCGUGUUGACGGGCUGGUUCAGGCAGCUGCCCGCUCUGGCCUCCUCUGCGCCACGAGAGGUUCUCUUCUAGGGAUUCAACUCCUUAAAUACAGUGAUUUUUAUUUAAGGAAUUGGCGUUGCUUCAUUAGGAUUCCGACAUUUUUGUAGCCACGGAACGGUUAUAUGGCGUUGAGACCGUACGCUAGUCUGCAAUAUGAAAAAACAGAACUAGUGGGAAAAUUGUUAGGCGCUUUAAUUCCAUUAGAUGAUCCGAAAAUGAAGAGUUUGUUCACAAAUAUGAAUUCAGAAGUUUGCCUUGUUAUAAGAGUUUAAAGCUACCCGAACAGCAGCACUGCAGGUGAUAACUAUGACCAGCACUGGGUUUGCAUGCUUUGGGGCUGAUAACAGUAGGUGACGGCUUCGUGGCUUUACACAGUAAAUGACAACAUCUUGGACUGUUAACAGCUGGGUUUCCUCCAUCCAUUCACCCCUUACUCUCUCCAGCUGCCAAGCCCUGUCUUUACUAAAAUUACUGAAAUCCUUAAAAAUAGCAUAACCUUUUUUGCAUGUUUGCUAAAUUCUCUGCCAAAUGUCUGACUCUGCCAGUUGAGCUAAAGGAGACUUCCACCUUGUCUUUCACUGGGGUGAUGUGAACUUGUGCAACCUCUCUCCUUCCAAGAUAAAAGCAGAACUGUAAAUAAAAAAACCCCAAAGAUUGUGUCAAUUCUUUAGAUCUAAAAUUGGGCAAAAGUACCAAGGAGCCUGGCUGGUUCUUUUCACGUGCUUAAAGCCUUUUGGUAGCUAAUUGCUGUUGACCUGCUGAAUUACAAUGACAAGGUGGAAUUCCCUGUGUCUUCUAACAAACCCAAUUUCUAUUUGUUGAAUGUUGCAGUUUGGGAGUGAUUCCUCCUUCUGUUUGUCUUGGCUUUGUGUAAACUUGUUCAGAAUGAAGUGCGAUCAGUGUUGUCACUUAACUCUGAUGUUGUCUCUUUUCCCUUCCUUUCUGCCUGCCUGCUGCUUUCAUUCUGUAGUAUUGGUAUUUGCCAUUCAUUUCACCUUCUGCAUCUAUGCAUCUCAUGGUAGGUGAUAGGCUUUUAAUCUGAGAUUAGACUCUAAUGUUUCUGAAUGCUAAAACUGAAAGCAGAAAUAAAUAAUGAUGGUUUAUUUGUUCCUGAAAACACUUCCUUCAGGUUCUGUGAAAAGCUAAUGCCUAUUGUAGCUUUGUUUUGCAGCCUUUAAUGACCGUGAUAAUCACUGGUCUGGCUUAGUGGCUCCCAAGAAAAUGCACUUUGACGUAGUUGCUUCAGGUCAAGGAUUGGUGAUGGUGGUGGCUGGGAGAGGAGGCCUCUUCCCUUGGUGUUUUCUGCAAAUCUGGCAACUGUGCAAAGAACACCCGAGUAACUUUGAUCCUAGCCAGGCACAGAAAGCGGAUGUGUGCAACACAGAUCUGCUGAGCUGACCUGAAAUCACCCUUGCUGUUCCUCUUCUGGGUGUGAGGAGCUGAUUUUAAUGUAUGAAGCAAAUUAUGUGCCUAGAUAACUUUCUAGGGACCAGAUGAGUCUUGUUUUUUCUUAGUAGCAGAAUGUAAUAAAUCCGUGAAUGGAGGAGUGGUUUUUGCCCUGUUGAAAGGACUAGAAACGGAGCCUAAUAAGUGUUGCCCAUUUGCAGCGUGUUUAUGAAACACAGAUAACAGACAGCAGUUUGAGCCAAUUUUCACCUCUAGGUCAGUGGCUGAAAUAAAUUCAGGUCCCUGGCAACUGCACAUUUAGCCAUCCAGAAGGUGGUCGGUAGCACACCAAAUGACCUGGAGGUGUCAUUCCAGUUAUCUGGGGAUGUGCUUGUUAAAGCAGAUGCUAAUUGGCAGCUGACGAGAGUUGCUAAGAAUGGCUGCAGAGCGUGAGCAGCCUCCUGGCUUGCCUCUUCAGGUCAGAUUCAGGACACGUUAAUGGGAAGUGCUGUGUGUGUGGAGAGAGGGAGAGAAAGAAAGUGCUCUGUCCUUCCUAGUCAAAGAGGAUUUCUCUUUCCAAGGAGACUGAAGUUGCCUUGCCAAAAUAUGAACUGGGAUCUCUCCUUGUUAAGCAGCAAAUUCCUUUGAGACAGCAGGUUUCUGUUCCCCCUCUCCGGGCCAACGGAAGCAGCGCUGGACACAGAUGCAGCAGUGCUCAGUCAGUUUUCUCUCUGGCUUGCGCUAAAUCCCUUUUGCCUCUGUCUAGAACUCAGAGCUCUUCACGCUGACGUACGGUGCUCUGGUCACCCAGCUGUGCAAGGACUACGAGAAUGACGAGGAUGUCAACAAGCAGCUUGACAAAAUGGGUUACAAUAUAGGUGUUCGGCUAAUAGAAGACUUUCUGGCCCGGUCCAAUGUCGGAAGAUGCCACGAUUUCCGUGAAACUGCAGAUGUUAUCGCAAAGAUUGCAUUUAAAAUGUACCUGGGUAUCACUCCGAGCAUCACCAACUGGAGUCCUGGAGGUGAUGAGUUCUCCCUGAUCUUGGAAAAUAACCCCUUGGUGGACUUUGUUGAGCUCCCUGACAACCACUCAUCUCUCAUCUAUUCCAACUUGUUGUGUGGAGUGCUGCGAGGUGCCCUGGAAAUGGUUCAGAUGGCCGUAGAUGUAAAAUUUGUCCAGGACACGUUGAAGGGUGACAGCGUCACGGAAAUAAGAAUGAAGUUCAUCAGGCGGAUUGAAGACAAUCUUCCAGCUGGUGAAGAGUGAAUCGCAACCCAGUCUCCCUUUGGGACUGGCGGGGACCACCUGGUUUUGGCCAUUAGCUAUCGUCACAGAUCUGUAGGGAUAUAGUGCUUUCAUCACAGAUCUGUAGGGAUCUAGUGCCCCUGUACAUUCAGACUGACUUACUGACUGUUUAAGAUGUUAUUAUAUUCUUCUACUGUUACUUCCAUCUUCCGUAGAAGACAAUUGUCUGGUUGCUGUUUAUUUCACAGGUUCAUUCUGAAGCUUUUUCAUAAGGUGAUGUCUUUUUCGUAUUCCCCUGGGGACUCUUUCUAUGCUCAGUUUCUAAUGGUGAUGUUUGGUUGCGCGAGAACUACUGCUCAAACUCCAGAAGAGCUCCAGUUUGUUCAAAUCUGAUUGAAUGUUUUAUUACCAGAAUUGGAGACCAAGCUGUGAGAGCCCACUGAUUUACUGUUAAAUGCUAUCCUUAAAAGGAGAGGUUUAAAAUUCAUUUGGAGAUAAGCACAUAGUAUUUCUGUAGACCAAACUGGCUUCCUGCAUUUGAUUCUGAAGUUAGUAGUAAAAUGCAAGCUUGAUACAAAGGGGUGAUUUGGGAGAGCCAUUUGAGUUUUGGCACCAGGUCAGGGAGGCUCCUGUUCUCAGAGAGCCGUGGCAUCGUGCAGCACCAGCAGAUUCAGGAGGCCUGUGUGGCCUGGGCCUUUCAGCAGUUUCUCUUCCCCAGCAGUCUCAUGACUCCCCGGUUGGAAGGGGAGGACCAUUAAAUUCCAGUGGAGCAGCAGUAAAUACUUUAAAUGGGGAAACGAAAAGAGUGGCUAAAAUGCCAUUGGUCUUCUACAGUGUGUACGCCCUGGGGGCCGCAUGGCAAGUCCAUGGAACAAAAAACAAAACUCAGACUAACGACUGGGAGGUAUUAAGUGCAUUUCAGCAAGUAGAGUCUGGUCUCCUGUUAUGGUGUAUAAACACUGUAGAGCAUGGAGGUGGUGCUGGGGUAUAUUCUCACAGAUGUUUAGGCUACAACAGAAUUUCCCGUGUUACUUAAAUUGGCAAGCUUCGGCAGUCUGUAGCACCUGCUGUUCUGUAAAAUAAAUACACAAAGUAGUCUUACAUCUCAAAAAGCAAGGUAUUGGAAAAUCAACUCCUCUGCGUCCUGUUCAGCGAGAAAAUGCAGUCAGAUGUUCAGUUCUCAGAUCACUUUACAUAGCAUGAAGGCACAGAUCCACAGAGAUAAUUAGAAGCUUGAUAAUAAUAAGUCGAUAGCUCUUACUCACUUCCACAGGACCUGGCGGCUCAAAUACCUUUGUAGGUUUAUGCCUGAGUGUAAGGUGAGAGAGAAAAAGCUGCUGCUUGUGCUGCCAUUCAUUUAGGUUCUCCGGACAAAUGUUGGGCCAUCUGGACACUGGACGACUCACCCUGUCCCUUUUUUUUGCCCAAAUGAGUACCUUUGGUGAGAGGGUUUGAAUGCCCCAUGUGAUGUUUGUCCUGUGAAGGGGCAGCGUCGCUGUAAAAACAGUUGGAGAAUGACAUUGAGGAAAAGCAGUGGCUGGUGGGUUUUGGAGGCAGAGGUGUCACACGGUCAUGUUGCAGAGAUGAAAAAGAUCCAACGUU
Haliaeetus leucocephalus (bald eagle) is the source of this 4462-nucleotide messenger RNA. It is a transcript of the gene TRAPPC3, whose product is annotated as trafficking protein particle complex 3. The record is from RefSeq and is a predicted model, not a curated record. Lineage: Eukaryota; Metazoa; Chordata; Aves; Accipitriformes; Accipitridae. Gene Ontology annotation, cellular component: cytosol; cis-Golgi network membrane; TRAPP complex. The transcript is spliced from 4 exons. Gene Ontology annotation, biological process: intra-Golgi vesicle-mediated transport; endoplasmic reticulum to Golgi vesicle-mediated transport. The coding region runs from base 2477 to 2881 and encodes 134 amino acids.